Pieris macdunnoughi is the source of this 279-nucleotide messenger RNA. Lineage: Eukaryota; Metazoa; Arthropoda; Insecta; Lepidoptera; Pieridae. The record is from the annotation of a GenBank genome assembly.
AUGACUUGUCCAUUUCGUCGUGCCGCAUCUCAACACCAAUUCGCCAACGGCUCAGGAAGCCGGAAUCCUGGGUUCCGAUCACGGCAGUCCUCCGUUCACCUACCAGGGCCUGAAGAGGAUGAUGGAGAUAAUAACACACUCACCUUAAAGAACUUAAGUGAAGCCCUCAAAUUGCUUACAGCGCCUUCAAUGGGGAAGAGGGAGUCCACAGUGAGUGUCCAUCGCGUUCGGUCUUGCACAUCUCUCUUUGCCUUUCGUUGUUUAUCUGCAACAGUAUGA